UCCAUACACGGAAAGCUUGUGAUCGUGGUGCUGAUAGACAGACAUUGGAUCUGAAAGUCAAAGAUCUACCUUCAACAUGUCUGGACCAGGCUACCCAUCUCCAAACCAGCCUCCAUAUCCCAUGUCACAGCCGGGUGGACACUCCAUGCCACCCUAUCCAAUGGGAGGUUAUGGAGAUCCUGGGCAAAAUGCACCACCAGCAGGAUUCCAAGUAGGGUACCAACCAGUUCCAGAUCAGCCAAUCAUGUAUCAGCCUGGUCCAGUUAGUCCAGGACCUCAGCCGGGUCAACCGUACGGAGUGCCUGCAGCUGUACCUGCACCAAUAGCAGUGCCUGCUGGAGUACCACCGGGUCUGGAGUACCUCACUCAGAUUGACCAGAUCCUUAUUCAUCAGAAAGUGGAGUUGUUGGAGGCAUUCAUUGGCUUCGAGACCAACAACCAGUACGAGAUCAAGAACAGUCUGGGUCAGAAGAUCUACUCCGCCAAAGAGAAAAAUGACUGCUGCACACGCAACUGCUGUGGUGCCCUGCGCAGCUUUGACAUGAAGAUCAAAGACAAUAUGGACCGAGAGGUCAUACGACUGAUCCGACCUUACCGCUGCGUGUCCUGCUGGUGCCCCUGCUGCCUGCAAGAGAUGGAGAUUCAGGCCCCUCCGGGAACCCCCAUAGGCUACGUAAAGCAGGACUGGCACCCCUGUUACCCCAAAUUCUCCAUCAUGGGACCCAACAAGGAGACUGUGAUGAAGCUUGAGGGGCCCUGCAUGGCCUGCAACUGCUGUGGAGACGUACACUUUGAGCUCAAAGGCAAGGAUGGCACUGGGAAGCCUAUUGGUCGGAUCAGUAAGCAGUGGACUGGUCUGUUGAAGGAAGUCUUUACCGACGCCGACAACUUCGGUAUUCAGUUCCCUCUGGAUAUGGAUGUUAAGAUGAAGGCUGUACUUAUGGGAACUUGCUUUCUUAUCGAUUUUAUGUUCUUUGAGAAAGUUGGAGACACAAACCAGCGCAACACUGUGUUCUCUUAAAGCUCCUAACACAUUACUCACAAAUCUGCUUAUUUUCUAACUAACAGAUCAGUCUGGAGGAUUUUCAGGUUUGGUUUUUUUUAAACUACGUCCACUGGAUGACCUCAUAUUCUGGAUUUUGUUAAUUUUCUACAUUGGCCACCAAAGCCUACAACAACUGCCACUGCACUGCAACCAGAAACACGCUGAGGGUUAUUGUAUAGCGUUCAUGUGAUCAGAAAUGUUUACGUUGACAAGCAUGAUGUCAUCAUGAAUAACUGUCCACUGGUGCCUUUUACACACUCACUGCCUACAGUAAUUACAAACCACUGUUCCAGCAGUACAAGCAGAUGCAUUUAUACACCUUUGUUACUAAAAAUAUCAUACACCGUUACAUGCAACUAUGUGGAUGUUUUUUCUAAACCUAUCUCUUGCAUAAAGUACAUAUAUAUAUUUUUUUGGAAUUUAAGUUUUAUUGUGGUAAAUGUAUAGCCUUUUGUUACAACAGCCAAAUAUGACAUUAUGAAGAGGUUACAUAACGAGUUACACUUUAAUAAUUUACUGACUCCGGCAACAGCUGAGAGAAGGAAAAAAGCAAGUAGAUUUAUUUUUUGUUUGUGUUUGUAGAUUUAAAGCAGAUAGAAUGUCAUUUUGUAAUAAUAGUUUUUUUUCCAGGAAAUGAAGAAGUGUCCUACAGAGGGCGCUUGAUACAGUACAUAUCUACACAAAAAAAAUGUCUAAACCUGAACAUCUAUUGACAUACUAUAAAAAGAAUAUGCAUAUAUGAUCUAUAAUUUUCAAGAGUGAACUUAGGUGACCGGUAAGAGGUAAAUCUAAGAUGCUCCUAAAUAUUUCUGGGUAUUUGCCUGCUAUUUUAUGCCAUAUUUUGACAUUGUAGUCUUGGCUGGUUGUGUAGAAACUAGCAUUAUACCAAAAGGGCAAUAUACUGAAAAUAAUUAGCCAUGUUUAAAAACGUUUUGUUUAUUGUCUGUUUAGAUGACCAAUAGAGAUGCAUGCAUAUAUGAUUUCUUGUUAAUGUGACUGUAUUUAUUUGCCUAAUAGGCAAAACGAGUAGUAACAUUUUACAUAAUAAAUGCGUAAUCUUA
This is a messenger RNA of Danio rerio (zebrafish), 2106 nucleotides long. NCBI's taxonomy places the organism in Eukaryota, Metazoa, Chordata, Actinopteri, Cypriniformes, Danionidae. The record is from RefSeq and is a predicted model, not a curated record.